Messenger RNA from Aureobasidium subglaciale EXF-2481, 1230 nucleotides. RefSeq lists its product as uncharacterized. Gene Ontology annotation, biological process: transcription initiation at RNA polymerase III promoter; DNA-templated transcription. Lineage: Eukaryota; Fungi; Ascomycota; Dothideomycetes; Dothideales; Saccotheciaceae. The transcript has 3 exons. Gene Ontology annotation, cellular component: RNA polymerase III complex. The record is from RefSeq and is a predicted model, not a curated record. The coding region runs from base 130 to 831 and encodes 233 amino acids.
GAAGCGAUCACAUCACAGCUGAAUUAUUAUGACUUCUUUGCUGGACGAACAUUCUACAAUAACGCUGCCCGAAUAUUUGACCUGAAGAAAAAUCUGCCGGGCGUCGUCUCGUAACUCCAUCCAUCAAGAAUGUAUAUCAUCGUCACAAUCGCGGACUUGAUCCAGAUUUCACCACAAGACUUUGAGAAGCGCAGUGCGCAAGCAAUUGAAGAUAACAUCAACGCAAAGUACGCCGACAAAGUCAUCCACAAAGUCGGACUUUGCGUAGCUCUCUACGACAUCCUUCAAACUAGCGAAGGACUCAUCGGCCAUGGCACGGGAAUCGUCAACGUCAAUGUCGACUUCCGCAUGAUUGUUUUCCGACCGUUUAAGGGUGAGAUCUUGACGGGUAAAAUCAUAAGUUCUUCCGAUAUGGGCAUUCGAAUCUCCAUGGGCUUCUUCGACGAUAUCUAUGUGCCUACGCCUGGAAUGAUCUUUGAUCCGGCAAAGUACAUCGUCACUGAGGAAGGUGAUAAAGUCUGGGUUUGGGAAACUGCGCCGGAUAACUUGUUGUACUUUGAUCACAACGAGAUGGUGCGCUUCCGUGUCGAGGCCGAAACGUGGACGGAUUUGUCGCCAGAGAAGCAGCCUGCGCCUGGCGAGGAGGUCGAGGUUUACAGACGCUCACCCUACGAGCUCACGGCAUCCAUGCAACUGAGUGGUCUCGGACCAGCUCUCUGGUGGAGAGAGCCAGAUGAGGAAGAAGUUGCAGAAGAGGGCGAGGAGGAGGUUGAUGGCGGAGCAGAAGAUAUCAAUGGCGAUGCUGUUGACGAGAUGGAUGAGGGUGUUUAGUAUAAUCCCUCCAUGCCGACUCGUCCGCUCGCCGACAAGACGAAAGAGCCAGAGUUUGAGGCGGCUCCGGUUGAUGACAGCCCGAGUGAGCUGCCACGUAGGAGCAGAAGGCUAGAAGCAAAAGGCUGAAUGACCUUUCCGCUGAGAAGACCGCUGGAGUAUGAGAAUCGAAAGCUACAGGAAAGCAAAGUGCAAAGGCCGGCCACGAUAAGUAGUGCGCGCGCGGGAAGAACAUCACAAGCGACCAUCGCACCCACAUAGAUACCACACCAACACCAAACCAAUAACAUCAAAAAGUCAGAAAACAGACAUCACAACAAAGCAGCCCUUCACUCACGACAACCUUCAUAUACAAAGAAAAAUCAGUCCCUUUACAUCCCAGCUUGAUAAGACCAAUGG